CCAUGUACUCCUCUUCUUGACUUUUUAAGGUUUAACAUUCACUUUCUCCCCUUGUACAUAUUCUCAAACCUAACUCAAGAUCUCACCAUUUCUUAAAUCAAUUCAAAACCCAUCUAACACACACAGGUAGAAAUUCUUAGUAGUAGCAAUGAUCCAAGAUCAAGAAGUUAAUUUAGGUUUAGUUGAUCAAGCAAUACAAUUGUUCAGAACUUCACCACCCACAUGGAGAUCAGCUCUGUUUAGCAAUUUAAUCAUCUUUCUUGUGGGCUCUCCUCUUCUUGUGGCUGGCUUGUCUUUGCCUGGCAUUGCGGCUGCAUUCUUGCUUGGCUCCCUCACUUGGCGCGCUUUUGGCCCCUCUGCUCUGUUUCUUGUUGCCACUUUUUUCGUUCUUGGCACAGCGGCAACAAAGGUGAAAAUGGUUCAGAAGGAGGCACAAGGGGUAGCAGAGAAGAGAAAAGGGAGGAGAGGACCAGGAAGUGUGAUUGGUUCAAGUGCAGCUGGUUGUGUUUGUGCUUUCCUUUCAAUUUAUGGAGGUGGUGGGAGGGCAUUUUUCCAGCUCUGUAAGCUUGGUUUUGUUGCCAGCUUCUGUACUAAGUUGAGUGAUACUGUCUCAACUGAAAUUGGGAAAGCGUAUGGGAACACAACGUACCUUGUAACAACAUUUAAAGUAGUGCCUAAGGGUACAGAAGGAGCUGUCAGUGCUGAGGGAACCUUUGCUGGUUUCCUAGCCUCUAUAUUUCUUGCCUGGACUGGUGUUCUUAUUGGGGAGAUAAAUAUGCCUGAAGCUGUAAUAUGUGUAAUAGCUUCCCAGGUCGCUAACCUUGGUGAAAGCUUCAUAGGUGCUGCACUGCAAGAAAAGGAAGGGUUUCAAUGGCUCAACAAUGAUAUUGUCAAUGUCAUCAAUAUAUCUAUGGGCAGCAGUUUAGCAGUCCUGAUGCAGCAGGUCAUGCUACAAAGUAGUAAACACAGUGGCUGAUAAAGUCGAGCAAGAUAUUGAGAAAUUAGGCUAUUUUUUAUGAAAACGUUGUUUGCAGCAUCAAACCAUUUUAACGAUAUUAAUCAAUUAAUUGAUUUAUGGCGAUUUCAAGUGAAGGGCUGACCAUUUCUUACUGACCAAGGUACCCAUUGGUGUUGUUUUAAUGCUAGUCAUGCUGUUGUUUGGAUUUGAAACAAGAUCGUUGCAUGCAAGUGCUCCCAUAUCUGCAGAAAAAGUUCUAACGGUCAGAUCAUCCUGAUUGUAAUUAUAGAAACAUUUGUACGUAUACUCGUGUCCAUUUAUGAAUUGAAAAAUAAAAAAAAGGGUGGGUUCCUCUUGGCAAUUG
Daucus carota subsp. sativus is the source of this 1322-nucleotide messenger RNA. RefSeq names its product protein VTE6, chloroplastic. Gene Ontology annotation, cellular component: chloroplast inner membrane. The transcript is spliced from 5 exons. Lineage: Eukaryota; Viridiplantae; Streptophyta; Magnoliopsida; Apiales; Apiaceae. The record is from RefSeq and is a predicted model, not a curated record. The coding region runs from base 149 to 976 and encodes 275 amino acids.